ACAAACCUUCGCCGUCCGAUCGAACGACGGACCCACGGAACGAGAUUGACUAUAAAACAAGCGACAUCAUUGGUAAUCAACACAGUCUCACUGAAUCUUCUAGCUACACUUUGCUGCCGACAAAGUCAUCCACUCAACAAUCAUCAUGAAAUCCUUCCUUUGCCUCGCCGUCCUUUUGGCUGCUGCCGUCUCUGCCGAGCCUGGAUACGGUUACGGAUACGGACACCGAAGCCUUGGCUACGGUUAUGGCCAUGGAUACGGACACGGCUACGGCUACGGCUACGGUCGCGUUCACAAGCGUGAGGCCGAGGCUGAUGCCGAAGCUGAGCCCGGCUAUGGCUACCCCGCCUAUGGCUACGGCCACUCCUAUCCCGCUUAUGGUUAUGGUCACUCUUAUGGCUAUGGUGCCCGCUUCCACAAGCGUGAGGCCGAGGCUGAGGCUGAUGCCGUUGCUGUGGCUGAGCCUGAGGCUCGUUAUGGUUAUGGUGGAUAUGUGUCUCACGGUUACGGUUAUGGCCGUGCUUAUGGUUAUGCUUCUCCCGCUUACGGAUACGGAUACGGUCGCGUUCACAAGCGAGAGGCCGAGGCUGAGCCCGCUUACGGAUACCGAAGCUACGGUUAUGGCCGUGCUUAUGGUUAUGCUUCUCCCUCUUACGGAUACGGAUACGGAUACGGUCGUGUUCACAAGCGAGAGGCUGAGGCUGAGCCCGCUUACGGAUACCGAAGCUACGG
This is a messenger RNA of Tigriopus californicus, 732 nucleotides long. Its product is annotated as shematrin-like protein 1. Lineage: Eukaryota; Metazoa; Arthropoda; Copepoda; Harpacticoida; Harpacticidae. The record is from RefSeq and is a predicted model, not a curated record.